AUGGCCCACCAGCAGAAAUGGAACAUGGAUCGUCGCCAGUCAAAGGGACGUUCUAGCGAUGAGGACAGCUACGAGAUCGUGGAGAUGCCAUAUACUCGUCCUUUGGCCAAGUAUAACAGCAAAAUGGGAGGCUCACCUAAGCGCACUGAAGAGGCUAAGAUGGCUAAAAGCAUCCCCCUGAUCUGUCUUGACAGUGACGAGGAGGGUGUGUCUAAAUUCAAUCACCAGCCCAAGAAGACCGAGGCCUCCUCAAGCCAUCAUCACGAGCCUAGUCUUGUUGACGCGGAGGAAGAAAACAAAACGCCAAUCAAAGACGGAAAAUGUGAUAUCGACGACAAUGAACCGGCGUCCUUGUCCCACUUUAUUGGGCAGAUUGAAUCGCUCCAGUCACAGUCUCCAAGGACCCCUCGUUCUUCGAAGAGUAACAACUCCUUGAAAUCCUCCUCUAACGUCGGCCAAGGAUCUUAUUUUACUCAGGAGUCAUCGAGCCAUCCUUCGAUCAACCCAUACAAACAUGAAGGGGACGUGCCAGGCCCUACUGAGGAAAUUGGGGUAACUGAGACUUCAGAACUUCAUUCUGCGCGCAUUCUGCAAGAGGAGAUCAAAAAGGACGUUUCAGGCCCCACUGAAGGGGUUGAGGCAAAUGAGACUUCAGAACCUCGUUCUCGAGGCAGUCUUCAAGACGAGAUCGAAGACGUCUUUUCUGACUCCGCCAAUGAGUCCGAGGUGCUUGGGUUUCUGGAGAGUCUCGAAGUGUUGGACUUCGAAGAGGAGCUCCGGCGUAUUGAAGAGGUCUUGGGAGAGUCUUCCGGGGAGAAUGAUAGCUCUGGAAGCCCGGCUAUGCAGCAUUCAGUGGGCUCUGAGGAGCUCAGGCAGAUCGAAGAAGCGUUGAGGCAGCCUUCGCUGAGUAAUUGUAUGGUUGCAAAUCCACCUUUUCAGCAUUCGGCGAGCUCUGGGCAGUUAGACGAAGCCGAAGAGGCCUCGGUGGAAUUGACUGAAGAGCUUAGGGAUGCUGAAUACCCAACCGAGCCGUCGCAGCAUCAUGAAGAGUCCAGUAUUCCCGGAUCACCAGAGAUAGAAGAUUCUAUGGCCUCUGAGGGGCGUCAAGAUGAUUCCUACAAUUCUUCCUUUGAGCCUUCUGAAGAGGCUAUUAUCUUCCAAAAAACAACCCCUCAAUCGGACAGACUCGCAGAGAGCUUAGACGAGUUGUUGCAGCACCCCCAGGAGCCCGCCCAAACGAGCAACCAGGAAGGUGAGGAAACGACGUCUCGCCCCGAGAGCCCUCAAGCCGACGAGCCUAGCGAUCAUGGAAUCCAGAUCCCUUUCGAACCGACCGGUGAUCCAAAUUGGGAUCGAAGAGUGGUGGAGAUUCAUAGAAUGCUGCAAACCAUCAAUAUGUCUCCAUCCCAAAAUUUCGCAGUCCUAGCCACAAUAAUCAUGCGUCGACUGGCAGACAUGAGCGAUGCUGAGCUUUGGGAUGCCCUACAUGCGGUUUUCGGGGUCACUACAUUCUCCGAUGUUGAGUCCUCCAAUUCCCAGUCUCUGAAUGCCCGAGUCUUCCAUGAUGGAACCGCCCAAUCCGAGUCCGUUGAUGCUGAGUCCUCCAAUACCAGAGUCUUCCAUGAUGUAUCCACCCAAGCUGACUCUUCCAAUCCUCAGUUCUCCGAUACCCAGGGCCACCGUGAUCAAUGCACCCAAAUGAAGCCCCGCAAUACUCAGGUUGCUAAUGUGAAGCCCCCAGUUGCUCAGCCUUCCAAUGUGAUAAGCCAUCAUAAUCAGGUCACCCAGAUUGCACCAGCUGAGGGAACUUCCGAUGUAGUUUACACCCCCAAGGUCUCGGUCGUGAACCAGUCUAUGAACUUGACGCCACUGUAUGAACGGCUUGAUGACGAUACUGUUGUCCUCAUCAUGGUUUUCUUUUCUAUGGUUGGAAUUUUGAACGGUCUUACCUUCCUCUGGGUUUCCCUAGCCAGCGCCAACCGGACCUGA
Messenger RNA from Aspergillus melleus, 1989 nucleotides. RefSeq lists its product as uncharacterized. Lineage: Eukaryota; Fungi; Ascomycota; Eurotiomycetes; Eurotiales; Aspergillaceae. The coding region runs from base 1 to 1989 and encodes 662 amino acids. The transcript has a single exon. The record is from RefSeq and is a predicted model, not a curated record.